CGUGGAGCUCUCUCAGUAAAGACUUUUAAGUAGAUUGUGUUUGUUGUUUUUGUUAGGUUAGCGAAGCGAGGAAACCUUUAUUAAUGUAUUUGUUUAAAGUGCUGACUAUGAAAGUUUCUGGAAAGCCUUGCCAGGCUUAUUUAGUGCUGAAUGGCUGGGAGUGUGGAGGAUAGGAGGAUCAGCAGGCACAGAGGAGGUGGAGAAAAGCUGAUAAGAGGAGUGUGUUCCUCGCUUGUGUUUUGGUGGGAGUUGAUGCUCGUACUCACAGCUGCUCCCUCUUUCUUUCUUUACCUCUCUGUUUGUAUUCUGACUGCUCCACACCCAUGCUGCUGCUGUAGCCAGCAGCUCCACACUCUCGGCUUACUGGAUGGAGGCUCAGGGAGGGGCAUCCAGCCCAGAUCCCAACAAAGAUAUCCAGAAACUGCUGAAGCCCUCCAGCUCGGGAGAACUGCCGAAAGAGCCGCUUCAUCAUCCCACGGGUGAGGAAGAGGCAGUUAUCCUGGGACACACCCCGGGGCUGCUGCAUGUCACUGAGAGAAGACAGCCCCUGAGCAGUGUGUCAUCCCUGGAGGUGCAUUUUGACCUUCUAGACCUGACAGAGCUCACGGACAUGUCCGACCAGGAGUUGGCUGAGGUGUUUGCUGAUUCUGAUGAAGAGAACCACAACGACUCACCUGCAAGUCACCACCACCACCCCCUGCCGCUACACCGAAGCGGCUACAUGCGCUCUCCCUCCUGGACACGCUGCAGCAAGAACGAGCAGACGAGGGACAGAAAGCACCACAGCGACUCGGACACCACCGACCCGCAUCGCAAACUGGAGAGGCCCAAACAGCCCUGAGAACACACACUGACACUGGAGCGGCCCUCAGAGGAACACACUCGACACCUCUGACCGACACACACACGGCCGAGCCACGGGGACGUCCAGACCUGUGGCGCUGAGGACGCUAAUAUGAGCUCUCCAUGCUUUAUUUAUAUGAAAUGUGUCACUGCAGAAGCUGUGGGACAAACAUCUCUCUCCAUAUUCAUAUUCAGUCUGGUCUAUUACUUCUCAAGGGCUUUCUGUAGACUGGGAUCUGCAGCUGCGAUGUUGGAAGGCCUGGUUGGAUUUUAUGAAAUCUCAUUCAGAAACUGCUCUGGAAUGCAGUUCUAUGAUGUUCAGGCAGACAGAGACGUCAAGGAAAACAUCAAGAACUGGAGCUAAAAUGAAAAGAAUGGAGUGUUUUUGAGAGACAAGCCAAAAACGAAUCACUGUAUAAUCCAUUGCCUUUAUAAAGUAACACAACAAACUGCUAUAAGGAGUGAUUGUAAACACAGCCCAGAGGCUGGUGUAGUGUAGUGGAUAACAACACUGCCUUCUCCACUGCAAACUUUAAAAAAUCAAGGUUUAAUUCUAAACUACACACUUUUCUAACUCUACAUUCUUCUGCCUGUGUAACCUGAUUCUUAUAAUCACUAACAAGGACAAACCCCAUAGAGACAAUAGGUGGUAUAGGAUAAGUAUUUGAAUCAGAAUUUUACAUAUUAAAUUAAUUAUGUAUAAAUUGCAUUUAAUAUACUUCUAAUAUUUAAGUCCUUCCAUAGAAUAACCAUAAAUCAACCAUACACAAAUCAACCAUUUCCAUUAUUUUACAAUAAAAAAAAUUGAUGUGCUUUAUUAAGACAUAUAUUUCUUCAUUCAUGAAAAAAGGGAAAUAAAAUAAUUAUUUUUUCACAGAAAGGAAAAGUGGUUGAUGUAUGGUUACUUGUUGGAAGGCUAAUUAAAUGGCAUAAUUCAUAAAUUAGAAUUUAACAAUUUUUAUUAGGUGGUUAAAUUUGCUGUUGAAAAUAAAAUACAUUUAAAAAUUUAACAUUUUUUAGAUUUUAAAACAGCUAUUUGAAUGUCGGUCCUGAGAGAGUACUAUGAUUCAUCUAAUUCAACUUCAAGCAUUCUGACAAAACUGACUUUGACUUUGCCUAAAUUAAUAUUUCUGCAUUUUAGAGCAGAGGUUUGAUUGUAUAGAUGUAACAUUUAUUUAGAUAGAAAUGUAACUUGUCAAAUGUAUAAUGUAUUUUUAACAUUGUUAAAAACAGCAUUAACAUCUCACAAGCUCAAAACAACAAAAAAAAAAAACUCUAGUUUAUGAAUUAUGCAAUAUUUAAAAAAAUAAGAAAUGUCAUGUUAAUAAUAUACAAAAUAUAAAAUUCAGCCUCUAAAAAAGUCAACCUAAACAAAGUUUGGCACUUUUUAAGCUCCAUAAAAACGUUUUACCUACAAAAUGGAGGAAAUGGAGCAGAAAAACCUUUUCUAACUUUUCAAUUGAAAUAUUUAAGUCAUUUUGGAGCAUUUGUAUUAGUCCAUUAAUCAUGAUCUCUAGCUUUUUCUUUUUGUGGUGACACAAACACGGACACAUAUUUCCAUAAAUUUAAGCACAAGUCUUAUAAAACACUGUUACUUCUCCUUAAUUAUAAAUAUAUUUAAGUCCUUUAAAAUAUAAAGAUUUCCCAAAACAAAUGGUAAGAAAACAAUAAACGUUCCUUAUUACAGGCAGAACUCAUUGUUUAUUCUGUGAUGUAACACUCAGUCAUGGAAAUUAGAAAUGGGGCGUCUUUGAGAAGCUGGAUUUAGUCUAAUGGUUUCACUGCAGAUUUUCUUGUAUUAGCUCUUGGAUUUCCUUAAUUAAUGCUAAAAAUCAUCAGAAUGUCAAGAGCAUUCCGGUGAUUAUCAUGGGAAUCUUGGGAUAAUCCAGUAAGAUUUUUUUAGUAGCCGACCAGAUUUCAGAUGAGAACAAUGUGUGCAGUGUUCACUGCUGAUGCAAAACUGGUCAGAAAUUACAUCAUCUUUUAUUUUUGGUUUCCAAAGCUGGUGCAAAGUUCAGUCAAACAGUGUAACAGUAUAAGCCAGGGUGCUGUGUGUGUUUAUACUGAUCUAAGCUGCUGAUUUAAACUGACCUGAAACACUGUAACAUACCAUACGCUGUCUGUCUCUCUCUCUCUCUAAUAGUUAUUAUAUACAUUACAGCAGAUACUGUAGCUGUCUGCAUUAAAAAGCCCUGAUGUUAAGAAGCAUCAUAGUAGACAAUUAAAGUCCAUCUGAAAUUAGUUUGGCUUUAUGGUUUACUAUAAAACUCCCUGUA
Messenger RNA from Astyanax mexicanus (Mexican tetra), 3119 nucleotides. Its product is annotated as dysbindin domain-containing protein 1. Gene Ontology annotation, cellular component: cytoplasm. Gene Ontology annotation, biological process: negative regulation of protein kinase activity. Bases 368 to 841 code for a protein of 157 amino acids. Lineage: Eukaryota; Metazoa; Chordata; Actinopteri; Characiformes; Acestrorhamphidae. The transcript has 5 exons. The record is from RefSeq and is a predicted model, not a curated record.